AUGGGAUCUAUUAUCAGCAAGGCCAAAUCAAAGACGGGCUCGACCCCAGAAGGUCCUGUUCCAAUGUCUUAUUAUUCAAAUGCACAGAGUACCAAGCCGCCGCUAAUCGCAAACGAUAAUGCAUUUCUAGGCGAUGUUUCGACGUCCGAGAACCUCGACCCCGCGAAACCUAUCUCAGCCGGGUUCUACCGUUUGGAGAAGGGGACGCCGCUUGUAUACGAGUAUACGUAUCACGAGAUGAAGGUAAUCGUUGAGGGUAGCUUUGAUAUAAGCGAUGAGGCAGGCAACAAAGUGCACGCUGUACCUGGCGAUGUUUUCUAUUUCCCCAAGGGCUCAAAGAUCACUUUUACUACGGAUGACUAUGGACUUGGCUUCUACUGCGGACAGAGAAAGAAGGACACCGCAUAA
Messenger RNA from Daldinia childiae, 408 nucleotides. Its product is annotated as putative ethanolamine utilization protein. Lineage: Eukaryota; Fungi; Ascomycota; Sordariomycetes; Xylariales; Hypoxylaceae. The record is from RefSeq and is a predicted model, not a curated record. The transcript has 3 exons. The coding region runs from base 1 to 408 and encodes 135 amino acids.